Molecule: messenger RNA, 1541 nt
Organism: Culex quinquefasciatus (southern house mosquito)
Lineage: Eukaryota; Metazoa; Arthropoda; Insecta; Diptera; Culicidae
Product: zinc finger protein 135
Exons: 3
Coding region: 97-1518 (473 amino acids)
Cellular component (GO): nucleus
Molecular function (GO): zinc ion binding
Source: RefSeq, a predicted model, not a curated record
UCGUGUUUUUCUGACAGAAGCGAUGCGAAAAUUUUGUUUGCAAACAGAGUCCUGUUUAAAAAUAGAAGCAUCGAAAUCGAUCCUCACCGUUCCCCGAUGUCCUCCGCCGAGGAACUGGGCCUGUGCCGUGUCUGUGCCAGUCCGUUCGAGGGCUCCGCCAUGUUCCGGCUGUUUGACGAGGCGGUUGGCCCGCUGGCCUUGGCCGAGAUCUUCCUGCAGGUGGCCGGAAUCGUAGCGGAUUCCAGACUGCCGAAAAGUUGCUGCUCUCGUUGCCGGAACCGGCUGCAGGAGGUGGAAGAUUUGAGGACGCUGUGUCAGGAGUCGGACAGGAAGUUGCGCAAAAUGGUUGGCAUUGAGGUAAAAGAAGAAGAGCCGGAUGAGGAACUCAAUGGGAGUGGUAUUGAGGCUAUUCCCAAGGUAGAGAUGAUUGAAUUGCCGGAAACGUACUCGUACUGGGAUGAUGCGGAAAACAGGUUGAGCUCCAGUGACGACGAUAGUGAUCCGGAGUAUGUGGCGAAAGAGGAAAAAGUUCGGAAAACAAGAAGCAGAAAGCAAGAGAAGGCCGAAACAAACAGACCCAGCAAAAAUCUACGGAGAUCGACGCGAGAAAACCUCUCAAAACCAGAAGAAUCACCAGAGAAACCAGAAAAGGAGCCCAUUAUUGAUGGUGGGACAGAAAAUCAAGAAUCUGACCACUCCUCAGAUGACUCCGACGGAGACGAUAGUGAUCCCGAUUUUCAAGAGGAAAAGCCACCGAAUACCGCAAAGAAACUUAAGAAAGAUAACGAUAAACCGAAAGUAGAGAGAAAAAAGAGAACUUCCGAGCCCAAGCAAAAGCUGCCCAAGGAAGCGAAAAUAUUCCAGUGCGCAUGGUGCGGUCGCUUCUUCAAAACCAAUCACAACCUGAAGGAACACGAAACAACUCAUUCGUCGGACAAACCUCUCAAAUGCCACAUUUGCCCGAAGGAAUUCGCCCGACGAGAUUACUACAAACGCCAUAUUAAAAUGCACGAAACCGAGGGCAAAUUCAAAUGCAACGAAUGUGACAAGGCGUUCCACUGCAACAAGCGGCUGGAGAACCACAUCAGCGUGAAGCAUCGAGGCGAGCGGCCAUUCCAGUGCACAUUGUGUCCGAAAACGUACCCUAGCGCAUCGUCCCUGUACGGGCACGUGCAAACGUUCCACGAGAAGAAGCAACCGUUCAAGUGUGACGUCUGUUUGCGCACCUUUUACUCCAAGUACAUCCUGGAUCGGCACAAGAUGAAGCACAAGGGCAUCAAGUCCAGCCAGUGUCCGCACUGUGACAAAAAGUACGAGUCGAACAACUAUCUACAUCAGCACAUUGCCGAGCGGCAUCCGGAAAAGGCGGGAGAUAUCUCGCGCUGUCUGUACUGUGGGCUGGGCUACACCACCGAUAGCCACUACCGGAAGCAUGUGGCCAAGAAGCAUCCGGAGCAUUUGGCUGAGCUGGAUCAGGUUUUGAAAGCGAAACGAGAUGCACUGAAUAAUUUUAAUUGAAUAAACUUAGAUCUGUAAGCGAG